Molecule: messenger RNA, 3891 nt
Organism: Anguilla anguilla (European eel)
Lineage: Eukaryota; Metazoa; Chordata; Actinopteri; Anguilliformes; Anguillidae
Gene: man2b1
Product: mannosidase, alpha, class 2B, member 1
Exons: 24
Coding region: 38-2998 (986 amino acids)
Biological process (GO): mannose metabolic process
Cellular component (GO): lysosome
Molecular function (GO): carbohydrate binding; alpha-mannosidase activity
Source: RefSeq, a predicted model, not a curated record
AUCAGUCUGGUCAUAUGACCAGCGGCUGUUGAGGAAGAUGGUUCUCUGUCCGCUUGCAGCCGCUGCGGUGCUUCUGCUAUUCUCCACCGGGGUUGUGGGGUUUCCUGUUGGCCAGGAACCCCACAAUAGCCCAGGCUGUGGGUACAAGUCAUGUCCAGCAACACAGCCCGCCAUGCUGAAUGUCCACUUGGUCCCCCACACACACGAUGACGUUGGUUGGCUCAAGACUGUGGACCAGUACUUCUACGGAGAGCGUAACUACAUCCAGCACGCGGGCGUGCAGUACAUCCUGGACUCGGUGGUGGAGCAGCUGCAGCAGGACCCCGCCCGCCGCUUCAUCUACGUGGAGACGGCCUUCUUCUUCCGCUGGUGGAGGCAGCAGAGCGCCCGGAUGCAGCAGGUCGUCACGCAGCUGGUCAACGAAGGCCGUCUGGAGUUCGUCAACGGCGGCUGGUGCAUGAGCGACGAGGCCACCACGCACUACAGCGCCGUCAUCGACCAGAUGACCCUGGGCCUGCGCUUCCUCAACGACACCUUCGGCCCCUGCGGCCGCCCCCGGGUCGCCUGGCACAUCGAUCCGUUCGGCCACGCCCGCGAACACGCCUCCAUGUUCGCUCAGAUGGGCUACGAUGGCUUGUUCUUCGGGAGGCUGGACUACCGGGACAAGGCGAGGAGAAUGAAGGAGAAGGACAUGGAGAUGGUGUGGAGGGCCAGCGACAGCCUCGCACCCCCUACCGCCGACCUUUUCACUGGUGUCCUGCCCAAUGGCUACAACCCUCCCGAAGGGUUCUGCUGGGACCAGUCCUGCUCAGACGCGCCCAUCCAGGACGACCCCAGCCUGGAGGACUACAACGUGGAUGCCAUCGUCCAGAAAUUCCUGAAGGCGGCCAAUGACCAGGCUGCUCUGUACAGAACCAACCACAUCAUCAUGACCAUGGGAUCCGACUUCCAGUACGAGAAUGCCAACCUGUGGUACAAGAACUUGGACAAGCUCAUCCGCUACGUCAAUGCCCUGCAAUCCCAGGGCAGCAAGGUGAACCUGCUGUACUCCACUCCAUCCUGCUACCUCCAGGAGCUGCACCGGGCCAACCUCACAUGGUCCGUGAAGACGGACGAUUUCUUCCCCUACGCUGACGAUGCGCAUGACUUCUGGACGGGCUACUUCACCAGCCGGCCAGCGCUGAAGGCCUAUGAGAGGGUCAGCAACAGCCUUCUGCAGGUCUGUAACCAGCUGGAAGUCCUCGGAGGGCCAAGCUCCAGGAGAGGUCCCCAUGGCGACGGAGACAGUGAAACGCUUAGGAGGGCUGUGGGUGUGGCACAGCACCACGACGCUGUGUCCGGGACUGCGAAACAGCACGUAGCCGAUGAUUACUCAAAGAGGCUGGCCGUAGGCUCCGCACACUGCCAGGUACUGGUCAGUAACUCUCUGUCGAAGCUCAGCGGUUCUUCCGUCCCUCGGACUUACUGUGAGAAGCUGAACAUCAGCGUGUGCCCCCUCACGGAGAGCAGUCACGAGUUCUCAGUGACCGUGUACAACCCGCUGUCGCGCCCCGUCGACUGGCCGGUGCGGCUGCCCGUCAACGGCACGCACUACACCGUGACCCGCCCCGGCGGAAGUUUAGUGGACAGCGAGGUAGUGCCGGUGUCGCAGGCCACGAAGGACAUCCGGAGAGACGGCGGGUAUGCCGCCAAUGAGCUGGUCUUCCAGGCGACGGCGCCCCCUAUGGGCUUCAGCACCUACUCCGUCUCCCUGGUCCAAAACCGGCCUCCUCCGGCCCCGCCUCUGCCUGGCGCCCCUCCCGUCUUAGAGAAUCAGUAUCUCAGGGUGACCUUUGACCCCGACACGGGCCUGCUGAGCAGCCUCACCAACCUGGAGACGAAGCAGACGGUGCAGCUCAAGCAGAACUUCUACUGGUACAACGCCAGCGUGGGAAAUAGAGAAAGCAUCCAGCCCUCCGGAGCCUACAUCUUCAGGCCCAACUCUUCGACACCAGUGCCCGUCAGCCUGACCGCCAAGACCCAGGCGCUGAAGAACUCGGUGGUGCAGGAGGUGUAUCAGCAGUUUGGACCCUGGGUGUCUCAGGUGGUGCGGCUGUAUGAGCACAGCCAGGAGCUGGAGCUGGAGUGGACUGUGGGGCCUGUCCCUGUACGAGAUGGCUUUGGGAAGGAGGUAAUCACUCGUCUGGAUACCAACAUUAACUCCUCUGGCCUCUUCUACACAGACUCCAACGGCAGGGAGGUCCUGGAGAGACGGAGGGAUUUCCGCCCCACAUGGGUCCUGAAGCAGACGGAGCCCAUCGCUGGAAACUACUACCCAAUCAACUCGCGCAUCUACAUCAAGGACCAGGAGCAGCAGCUGACUGUGGUGACUGACCGCUCUCAGGGUGGGAGCAGCAUCCAGGAUGGGUCUCUGGAGAUCAUGCUGCACAGGAGACUGCUGGUGGACGAUUUUCGGGGGGUGGGGGAGGCCCUGUCUGAGCCGGGGGAGUACGGCGAGGGGCUGGUGGUGCGAGGGCGCCUCCUGCUGGCUCUCACGCCUCCCAGCACUGCGGCAGAAACACACCGCCGUCUGGCGGAGUCCCUGGUGCUGCAGCCGCUGCUCUCUGUGCAGUCCGGACCCCUGCGCCCCAACACCCGGCUGGAGUUCUCUGGGCUCCAGAGCGCGCUGCCCCCUGCUGUUCACCUGCUGACGGUGUCUGAGUGGGGCGAGGACUCGGUCCUGCUGAGGCUGGAGCACCAGUUCCAGGCGCAGGAGAGCGCCAAGCUUUCGCAGCCGGUCACCGUCGACCUGCAGAAACUCUUCUCCACCCUGACAGUUGUGGGCGUGUCCGAAAUGAGCCUGGCAGCCAAUCAGUGGAAAGAUGAGAUGACCCGCAUGGACUGGAAGGGCCGCACAGAUGAGAAACCCCUGCAGAAAGAGCAAGGAGACCCCUCUACAUGGGAGGUGACGCUGAAGCCCAUGGAGAUCCGCACCUUCCUGCUUCGCAUCAAGAGAUAGCCAAUCACGUACCAGCAAACGCACCACAUCCUAUUACUGAUCAGUAACACACAUCAGCCAAUCUCUGCGUUCUCAUUUCUUCAUCCAAUCACAGGAUCAGCGAGCAGUAUUUCAAGAUCAUUUCCCAGAUAAUUUCCAAUCCACACUUGUCUUAUUUUGAAGAUAAUAUCAUUUACAGAUAAAUUUAGCGCCUUUUGAAGAAGCCUAUUCAGGUAGUUCUGACCCAAAACAGCAUUUAAGUACUUCUAGAAUCAUCUCAAGCUUUUCCACCCAGGGACACCACUGAGCUACAAAUUAAGCUAGAACCAGAAACCAAAAACAAGCCAUUUUUAUGCACUUUUAUUAUCCAUCUACCUUGUAUUUAAUUCCACCGCUGUCCAUUCCAUGAUUCCUUGUGUCUCUCAGAAAGAGCAGCGGUCUCCCCCUCUGAUACUUAGACAGGAGGAGACGUUUGGCUUUUUAAUAACCACAGGCCAGAGCGGUCUGACGCCAGUGGCAGCAACGGAACCUCCGUCUGUGUUUACGUUGCCGAGAUACUGUUCCCUGGAGCUGUCCCAGGGUAUUCUGAUGCACUGCUGCUUUCCGGGGGGUGGGGGGUCUCUAGCGUUUUCAUGUUUUGGCUUUUAAAGAUCCAGCGCACACAAAGAUCCUGGCACAUGCACUCUGGAGAGUACUUCCUGUCGCAUGCUACGAUUAACUUCACGCUCUGGCAUUGCAGUCUGCCUGCUGGGCGUUCCGUAUGCACGUAGUCCUCUUUACUCAGCGAUUCAUCAACAGUACAGUACGCCUGAAUUUUCUAAAACGUGAUUUUUUUUAAGAAGAAAAAAUUAUUUGUAAAUAAUGUUUCUCGUCGAUAGCGAUGAGCAGCUGAAAUAAAGGGCAGGUUCUGCAGA